AUGGCCGGCAGUGGCGCAAAGCGUGCCAAGCAGCGGCGGCGACAGGCGAUUGGCAGGUUGCGUGCCACUCAACAUGCGGUGGAUGAGGACUCCGAAGAGGAGCAGUGGCAGUCGCCAAUCGUUGGGCUCAAGCCCAAAGUCAGCGGCAAGAAGAUCGUCUACACCGGAUUCGAGUUGGCUGGGGAAUCAAUCAAGCCCGGCGAGUGUGUGAUCAUCAAGCAAGAGGACCCAGAUGGCCCACCGUACGUGGCCGAAGUGCUGGGUGUGUAUCAGUACCUGGACUCUGAAGACAUCAACCUUGUCAUUCGCUGGUAUCACCGCGCAGCGGACACGGAGCUCAAGAAAUCCGCCAUCCCAAAGCUCGAAGAAGAUGAGUUGUUUGCAAGCAACUACCUGCAGGAUGAGGUACCUGCUGCGUCGGUGGAAGGGCCAUGUGUUGUUGUCCACGGCCACGACGCUGUUGCACGAGAGCUCGACAGACAACGCGAGGGCACCACACAGCAUGGUAGCAACGAUGAUGACGAUGACGAUGGGAGUGAUGAUGAUGAGGACUUGGAUCGCUUCCUCUGUCGCUGGUACUACGAUGUCCACAAGCGAAAGCUCAUGAAAUACGAACAGCGCCCCGUGAAGGUGCUGGCGAUGGAGGCUCGACGGCUGGUGUGUGCAGACACGAACUUGUCGAAGCGAAAACAAAAGGGAGCGCACAAGGAGGCCACCACCACCACCACCAACAGCAGCAGCAGCAGCAGCAGCAGCAGCAGCAGCAGCAGCAGCAAAACACGCGGUGGGAGGCGAAAGGGGACCGCGUCAAAAGGUGGUGGUGAUGAAGAAAGCGAUGGAGAUGUGAGCGAGGGCGGGAGUGGGCUGAGUGACGAGGAGGUGGAGUUUCGUGGCAGCGAGGAGGAAGAGGAGAGUGACGACGAUGAGGACGUCGCCAGCGACGAGGAUGACAGCCACGCUCGCAAACGCAGCAAGAGGACCACCCGGCGAGGGCACAGGAAACAGGACAAGAGCAUGAAGAACAAGAAGAAGAAGAAGAAGACAACGGCGGCGAAAGGCAAGGGCAAGAAGGCGUCGUCGUCGCGUGGGCGUGGGCGUGGUGGCCGUGGCCGCGGUCGGGCUGCGCCUGCGUUGCAUGUGCCGACGACUGGCGAGGCGCCGCGACCAGAGGAGCUGGACGCCAUGCAGCGUGCACAGCAGCAGCUGCAGCUCUCGGCUGUUGGCCACGUCUCAGAGGCCCUCCCGUGCAGAGAGGUCGAGUUUUACGAGAUGCUGGCAUUUAUUCAGACCAAAGUCGAGGCCGGCAGCAGCGGGUGCAUGUUCGUCAGCGGCGUGCCCGGCACAGGCAAGACGGCGUCCAUUCGUGCAGUCGCACGAGAGUUGCAAGCGCAGAGAGCAGCAGGCGCCAUGCCCCAGUUCACGUUUAUUGAGAUCAACGGCAUGUCGCUGACGACGCCAAAGCAGGCCUACGUGGAGCUCUGGCACGCCAUUGCCGGCAGCGACGCUGCGGCCGGGGUGACGGCUGCGCAGGCGCUGACGCUGCUGAACCACCGCUUCACAAAGCCCUCGCCGCGCCGGCGCACCAUUGUUGUGCUCCUUGACGAGGUCGACCAGCUCUACACCAAGAAGCAGGACGUCCUGUACAACAUGUUUGAUUGGCCGACGCACGACCACUCGCACCUCAUCCUGGUUGCCGUCGCCAACACCAUGGACCUCCCCGAGCGCGUGUUUCACCAGCGCGUUGCGUCGCGUCUUGGGCUCACGCGCCUCACGUUCAUGCCCUACACGCACAAGCAGCUGGUGGAGAUUCUUCAGCACCGCCUGACACAAUACGACUGUUUCACGCCAGACGCAAUUCAGCUGUGCAGCCGCAAGGUUUCGGCCGUCUCUGGCGAUGCGCGCAGGGCGCUCACCAUCUGCCAGCGGGCUGCAGAGAUUGCGCGGGCAGACACGAAGCCGGCUGGCGCUGCUAAUGGCGGCGACGAUGGUGUUGGUGGCAGCGGUGGCGACGGCAGUCGUGGUACCAACGGCAAGGACAAGAAGACCAAGAACAAGCGAAAGGGAAAAGACAAGGUCACGGACAAGGGCAGGAAGGACGAUGUUGCAGACGACGAAGAGGAGGUGCCACUGAAGGUGACGAUCCACCACGUGAGCGCGGCCAUCAAGGAGAUGACAUCAUCGCCGCUGCUGCGCGCCAUCGAGGAUGCGGCACAACAGGAAAAGCUCUUCCUCCUCGCAACCAUCGCUGCCUUCAGACAGCUUGGGGUGGAGGAGGCGACGCUUGAGCAAAUCACCAGCCUGCAUCGCUCGCUGUGCAACAAACUCGCAUUGCCCGUUGCCUCUCCAACUGUCAUCUCAAUGGUGUGCUCGAAUCUGGCCAGUUCGCGCAUCUUGCUCGCGGAACCAGCGAUGCUUGACUUGCGGAGAAAAGUGCGACUCAACUGCAGCUCGGAGGACGCGCUGUUUGCGCUGCGGGAUGAGCCGGGGGCGAAGCACCUCGCAGCUCAAGACGGCGGCGGCAAUGGUGAUGCUGGGGCAGAGGAUGGUGCAGCUGUGGACGACGAGGCAUAGGAGUGACGUGAUGUGCAACGUAGCGUGAUGUGAUGUGAUGUGCCAGUAUUGGUGGUGUGGGCGCUGUGUGGUUUCCCUUGUCGCAGUCUACUAGGUGACCGUUUAAUUUGACAGUCUGAACCCGAAUACACAUGACGGUUG
Messenger RNA from Salpingoeca rosetta, 2712 nucleotides. RefSeq lists its product as uncharacterized. The record is from RefSeq and is a predicted model, not a curated record. NCBI's taxonomy places the organism in Eukaryota, Choanoflagellata, Craspedida, Salpingoecidae. Gene Ontology annotation, cellular component: nuclear origin of replication recognition complex. Gene Ontology annotation, molecular function: ATP binding; DNA replication origin binding; ATP hydrolysis activity. The transcript is spliced from 14 exons. Bases 1 to 2571 code for a protein of 856 amino acids. Gene Ontology annotation, biological process: mitotic DNA replication checkpoint signaling; DNA replication initiation.